Phyllostomus hastatus (greater spear-nosed bat) is the source of this 1983-nucleotide messenger RNA. It is a transcript of the gene MBLAC1, whose product is annotated as metallo-beta-lactamase domain containing 1. The transcript is spliced from 2 exons. NCBI's taxonomy places the organism in Eukaryota, Metazoa, Chordata, Mammalia, Chiroptera, Phyllostomidae. The record is from RefSeq and is a predicted model, not a curated record. The coding region runs from base 925 to 1737 and encodes 270 amino acids.
ACAGUAGGUGAUCACGUUACCCCAACAGAUGAGCCCUCUGCCUGCCUUCUAGCCCCUUAAUUGUAGGUGUGUGUGGAGACAGUGUUGAAGGCUUUUCCCUUUAAAUACUUCUACUACUCCCAACCUACCCAGAGAUCAACAAUGACAUAGGAGUUGUGGGCCUUGGGAAGGGCACUUUGCCUUUUUUAGACCCUUACAGCAAGGAAGCCAAAAGGGCAUCAUCUACGACUUAUAUACAUACACCACCAGCGUCCAGGAGGCUACAUGCCAACAAACUGACCAAGGAUGGGGAUGGGGUAAAGCUGAUGUUAGGUGGGGUACUUGGUUUACUUCAUAUUAAUUUCACCGAGAACCUACUACAUAGUCACAGGUGCCACAUUUUCUAUAGCGCUAGUAAACUUAAAAAAAGAAAAAGCUGAGUCUGAAGUUUCAAACAACUGCGGUGCACUCUUCCUAGCCAGCUGAUGUGGCAGCGCCCCUUCCGGAGAAUAAGGCUGUUGGCCUCUGUCCUGUUAGGAGCUAAUGGUGCUUUGUAAUGUAGCCCAAAGAAGCUGGCAGGGAUACUCGGGCUGAGCACAGUUCCUAGUCUUGGAUCUGUGUUGCCCCUGUCCGCGUGUGCCAGAAAAUGCGCUAGGAAUAAAAUUCACUGUGGUGUCCUCUCGGCCACCGUACUGGGGCUUACGGCAGCUCGGAAAGGCCAAAAUCCCGCGCUUUGCUGAUUUCCAUUCUUUCCCCAGAAUGAGGCAAGAUCUAAGAGGUGUAAAAUUGGGUUGGAGGUAGUAGCUUCGGCUGCAGUGAAGGAACUAAAAGACCUCCUUUGGAGGGUGAUGAGUGGACCUACCAUGCAAGAGGAGCAAGGCAGGGGCUGAAGACAUUGAAGGGCGCGCAGUGUCAGGUGGAAGAAAAGCUCGUUCCUCUCCGGUCAUGAGCGGUCUAGUGAGAACAGAGCCGCUGCAUGGGGAGCCACCUCUGCGGGUGCCUGGCGACCCCUACUCCGUUGUGGUUCUACUGCAGGGCUACGCAGAACCCGAAGGGGUUGGUGACACUGUGCGCGCCGAUGGCUCUGUGACCCUUGUCCUGCCCCGGGCCCGGGGCCAGGUCAGCCACCGACAGCCCCCACCCGAGGGCGGCAAGGCGAAGACCACGCUGGAGGAGGCAGCUCGUGGCCCCAUCCUCGUCGACACUGGAGGCCCCUGGUCUCGGGAGGCGCUCCUCGGGGCCCUGGCAGGGCAGGGCGUGGCCCCCGCAGACGUGACUUUGGUGGUGGGGACCCACGGACACUCGGAUCAUAUCGGGAACCUGGGGCUGUUUCCAGGAGCAGCUCUGUUGGUCUCGCACGACUUCUGCCUUCCCGGGGGCCGCUACCUCCCCCACGGGCUAAGUGAGGAACAGCCUCUAAGGCUGGGGCCAGGACUCGAGGUGUGGGCCACGCCAGGCCAUGGGGGCCAGCGGGACGUGAGCGUGGUGGUGGCGGGCACGACUCUGGGCACCGUAGCGGUGGUGGGCGAUGUGUUUGAACGCGAUGGGGAUGGGGACUCGUGGCAGGCCCUGAGUGAAGACCCAGUGGCUCAGGAGCGGAGCCGGAAGAGAAUCCUAGGCACUGCCGACGUGGUCGUGCCUGGUCACGGAGCCCCCUUCAGGGUGGUCAGGGAAGCCUGGAACCCAGAAACAAAGGGUCCAGGGAACAGCUGGCAGGGUCCCAUGGUCGGAAAUGAGGAUCCCACAAUGCAGGGAUAAGCUCUGGGAGAGACUGGGCCCUCCAACUCCCCAGCCAAAGAACUCACGUCUAGGAUAUGGAGGACCCUAGUCAGCCAGAGCCGGGAGGCUGGUUUUCCAGCGAGGAUAGGGUGCUCUCACCAAUAUCACUUUUUGCGAACUAGUACCAAGGACUGGAUCAAAAUGCGUGCCACCUCUGGGGGCUUCAUUAAUAAAAUGGGAGAGUGUUCUUGGAAGAGUUGUCCCAAAUAAAAAUAGGAAACUACA